CACACACACACUGACACGAACAAAACGAAAGCUGUGUAAAAUUAUUGAACAACUGAACAAAAUCCAAUUCCUUCGAAUCCAUCCAUUAAUGGUGUGUGUUGCCCCUAUAGAAUGAAAUCCACUCUACACACAGCAAAAUGUCGCUGAAUCUUCAAUCCAUCUUCCCAAACAAGAAUCCCACCACCUCUUCCGCUUCUCUCUCCUCCCCACCACCACCCCAUUUCCUAAAACCCCACCUCAAUUUUCCCUUCCCACCCCCAAAUUCACCAACCCAAUCCCCAAUUUCCACGUUCUCCAAACCCCAGCCCCACCUCCUCCUCCGCCGCGUCGGAAAAAAAAUCAACGCCUCUUCCGAUGAGGCAUACGCCGCCAUCGGCGUCGCCCCAAACCCCUCCAGCCUCGACGCUUUUCUCUCCGCCGUCGAAUUCCUCAGCCUCGCUUCCUCCGCGGCGGUUUCCGUCUACGUCGCUGUGGGCGGCGGAGUUUUAAAAGGGGGGGGUUUGGUUUUGGGGAGCAGGAUUCUGGUGUGGCAGUGCGUGGUUUUGGUGGGCGGUGUUUUGGUUGGGGCAGCGAUACGGCGGCGGCAAUGGAGGAGGAUCUGUGGGGCGGCGGCGGCCCCUUCUGGGGUUAAUAAUUUGUCGGCUAGGGUUGAGAAAGUGGAGGAGGAUUUGCGGAGCUCCGCAACCAUAAUUCGGGUCUUAUCCAGGCAGCUCGAUAAGCUCGGGUCACGUUUCCGGGUCACCCGUAAAGCUCUCAAAGAACCCGUUUCCGAGACAGCGGCAUUAGCGCAGAAGAACUCCGAGGCAACUCGAGCUUUGGCAGCACAAGAAGACAUUUUGGAGAACGAACUCGGUGAAAUUCAAAAUGUUCUUCUCGCUAUGCAGGAGCAACAGCAAAAACAGCUUGAGCUAAUUAUUGCAUUAGGAAAAGCUGGGAAAUUGUGGGAAACAAGAAGCGUACCAACUAAAGAUCACAAUGCAUCUGAUCGGAACUCUAAAUCAUCGGUCGAUGGAGCACCGAAUUCGGAAAACAAAUCAAAUCGAAACUCGGGUAUUUCAAAAGUAAGCCAUUUAUGAUUUUUUAUUUGUUUGUUCUUGAAAGAAAAAAAAUGUCUCUAUAUAACAAGGAAAUGUUGUGUUUGUAAAUCUUUUGUGCCGAACUUAGGUUUUAUUGAACGCUUGUUCCCAGUUAUUUAUUCUAUAUGCUACAGUCGGUGAAUUUCACUAGGUUAUAUUCUGC
Molecule: messenger RNA, 1239 nt
Organism: Erythranthe guttata (spotted monkey flower)
Lineage: Eukaryota; Viridiplantae; Streptophyta; Magnoliopsida; Lamiales; Phrymaceae
Cellular component (GO): chloroplast envelope
Source: RefSeq, a predicted model, not a curated record